Branchiostoma belcheri (Belcher's lancelet) is the source of this 796-nucleotide messenger RNA. RefSeq lists its product as uncharacterized. The transcript has 2 exons. The record is from RefSeq and is a predicted model, not a curated record. NCBI's taxonomy places the organism in Eukaryota, Metazoa, Chordata, Leptocardii, Amphioxiformes, Branchiostomatidae. The coding region runs from base 229 to 792 and encodes 187 amino acids.
ACCCUGUGUUGUACCUGUGUCUUUACGUAAUUUUAAUUUUACGUAAAGUAAAAGAAAGUCAUUAGCAUCAGACAUCUUUCAGAACUGUCUAUUUCCACAGGACAAGUUCUUGAGACGAAGUUUUUCAGACUAGUCUUCAAGGAACAGCAUAUUAUCGGACGUCCUGGUUUCUUCGCACAACUUUUUUCUCUACGAUGAUUGGUUGGUUAGCGGCGGUCACGUGCACACAUGACGAACAGGGCAACGGAACGGGUGGUCGCCAUUCGACCCUCCAGGGUGCUGUACACCCAACAGUCGGUAGAGGGCGUUUUCCACAACGGCUCCAAGUUGUCUGAACUCUUCCGACAGAUUCUGUACGACGAGGUGGACAUCAAGCGAGUUCCGCUUAUCGAGGUGGUGAGAAUCAACAGAAAAAUGUGGUGCUUGGACGGUAACAAAAGACUUCGCGUGUUCCAGGAGUUAGAACACUGCGGCCUCUGCGAGAGAGUCAGAAUGAGAUACCUCACCAGUAAGGUGUUAGACAGGACAGAUGAAAAACAGCUCACCGCCGCUGGGGGGCGCUCCGUGCACGUCCAGGACGCCGACUUCGACAACCGCAUCAAGAUGAUCACCUCCGAGUGGAGGAAGAUGAUCAAACGGAGUCGCUCGGACCUAGAGAGCGGGGACUCUCACGAAACCUUUCAGGAGGAGAAUUUUCAGGCAGUUUGCUUCAAGUACGUGAUGACGAUAUCGUCACUCUGCUUACUACUACUGUUUCUGUAUCACUUGUCUUUGCUUAUUGACCAAUUUUAGUAAA